Messenger RNA from Myxocyprinus asiaticus (Chinese sucker), 3515 nucleotides. Its product is annotated as gastrula zinc finger protein XlCGF57.1-like. Gene Ontology annotation, molecular function: RNA polymerase II cis-regulatory region sequence-specific DNA binding; DNA-binding transcription factor activity. The record is from RefSeq and is a predicted model, not a curated record. Gene Ontology annotation, biological process: regulation of transcription by RNA polymerase II. Lineage: Eukaryota; Metazoa; Chordata; Actinopteri; Cypriniformes; Catostomidae. The transcript has 2 exons. The coding region runs from base 161 to 1546 and encodes 461 amino acids.
AUGAUGAUGAAGAUUCCCCGCGCUGAAUGAGAAUAAAUGUGACAUUCAUCUGUUUUAUUUCUUCAGUGAUUUCACAAGUUUUAUUUGCAGUGUUUAUUUUGGGCGGGAGAAUUGUAAAACUCCAGGAAACAAGUGAAAUCUGUGUGACACUGUUGUAAAGAUGUUUAUUAAAGAGGAGAGUGAAGAUAUGGCUUAUCCAGAAGCAUGCAGAAUUAAAACCGAACACACUGACGAACAAACAGACUUGGAGGUGAAAAUAGAAAAUCAAGAAUUGAUGGAAAUGAAAGAGGAAAAUCAAGAACAAAUAGAAGUCAAGGAGGAAAGUCAAGAACUGAAUGAAGUAAUGGAGGAACAUCAGAAUCAGAAUCCUCAUUUCAUAACUGGAGGAGAAAUUUUUAGUUGCUCACAGACUGAGAAGAAUUCCUCACAAAACAAAAAAGCCCAAAAUGCUUUCACCUGCCCUCAAUGUGGAAAGAGUUUUACAUGGAAAGGAAGUCUUAAGAGACACAUACAAAUUCAUUCCAGAGAGAAACCCUUCACAUGCCGUCAUUGUGGAAAGAGUUUCAAACGGAAAAGAGGUUUUGAAGAUCACGUAAGAUGCCACGCUGGAGAAAAGCCUUUCACUUGCUCUCAGUGUGGAAAAAGUUUCAGUCAUAGAGGAAACCUUCAUGUGCACAUGAGAAUUCACACUGGAGAGAAGCCUUACACUUGCCGUCAGUGUGGAAAGAGUUUCACAAAGAGAGGAAGCCUCAAUGAUCACAUUAGAUGUCACACUGGAGAGAAGCCUUACACGUGCCAUCAGUGUGGAAAAAGUUUCAUUAAUAGAGGAAACUUUCAUGUGCACAUGAGAAUGCACACUGGAGAAAAGCCUUACACUUGUCAUCAUUGUGGAAAGAGUUUCAUACGGAAAGGAGACCUUAAUGAUCACAUUAGAUGUCACACUGGAGAGAAGCCUUACAUUUGCCCUCAGUGUGGAAAAAGUUUCAAUCAUAGAGGAAAUCUUCAUGUGCACAUGAGAAUUCACACUAGAGAGAAGCCUUACACUUGCCGUCAGUGUGGAAAGAGUUUCACAAAGAGAGGAAGCCUUAAUGAUCACAUUAGAUGUCACACUGGAGAGAAGCCAUUUACUUGCCAUCAGUGUGGAAAAAAUUUCAUUAAUAGAGGAAACUUUAAUGUACACAUGAGGAUGCACACUGGAGAAAAGCCUUACACUUGCCAUCAUUGUGGAAAGAGUUUCACAACAAAAGGAAAGCUUAAUGAUCACAUUAGAUGUCACACUGGAGAUAAGCCUUACAUUUGCCAUCAGUGUGGAAAAAGUUUCUUUUAUAGAGGAAACCUUAAUGUGCACUUAAGAGUUCACACUGGAGAGAAACCUUACACAUGCCAUCAAUGUGGAAAGAGUUUCAGUCGGUCAUACACCCUAAAACAACAUGAGAGCAUGCAUAAAGGAGAGAAGCCAUACCACUGCACUUCAUGUGGGAAAAGUUUCCGCCAAUCAAGAUCUGUAGGAAAUCAUAGAAAAGGGCAUUGCCCAGAGUUGUUGUAGUGAGCAAACUGCAUGUAAUGGUGUGUCAUUGGUAUGAAAUUCAGAAAAACUCAGCAUAAAGCAUUUCUUCCAAAAUAGCAAUUACAUCUUGCAUGGUUGUUUGCUUUAUUGCAUUACCUGUCCUGUAGUGAUGAAUUAGCUGUCAUUUUAUGUAUGAGGUAGUAGGAAAUAGAGCUGGGAGAUACACUGGCGGCCAAAAGUUUGGAAUAAUGUACAUAUAUUGAUGUUUUGGAAGGAAAUUAGUACUUUAAUUCACCAAAGUGGCAUUCAACUGAUCACAACGUAUGGUCAGGACAUUACUGAUGUAAAAAACAACACCAUCUCUAUUUGAAAAAAGUCAUUUUUGAUCAAAUCUAGACAGGCCCCAUUUCCAGCAGCCAUCACUCCAACACCUUAUCCUUGAGUAAUCAUGCUAAAUUGAUCAUUUGGUACUAGAAAAUCACUUGGCAGUAUAUCAAACACUGCUGAAAGCUAUUUGGUUCCUUAAAUGAAGCUUAACAUUGUCUUUCUGUUUGUUUUUGAGUUGUCACAAUAUGCAAUAGAGUGACAUGUAUUAAGGUCAAUUUUAGAUAAAAGAAAAAUGGCAAAAAAGAAACAGCUUUCUCUAGAAACUCAUCAAUCAUUGUUUUGAGGAAUGAAGGCUAUACCAUGCUUGACAUUGCCAAAAAACUGAAUAUUUCAUACAAAGGUGUACACUACAGUCUUCAAAGUCAAAGGACAACUGGCUCUAACAAGGACAGAAAGAGAUGUGGAAGGCCCAGAUGUACAACGAAACAAGAGGAUAAGUACAUCAGAGUCACUUGUUUGAGAAAUAGACACCUCACAUGUCCUCAGCUGACAGCUUCAUUGAAUUCUACCCGCUCAACACCAGUUUCAUGUACAACAGUAAAGAGAAGACUCAGGGGUAAGAAUUGCAAAGAAAAAGCCACUUUUGAAACAGAAAAACAAAAAGAAAAGGUUUGAGUGGGCAAAGAAACACAGACAUUGGACAACAGAUAAUUGGAAAAGAGUGUUAUGGAUCUUAACCCCAUUGAGCUUUUGUGGGAUCAGUUAGACUGUAAGUUGCGUGAGAAGUGCCCGACAAGACAGUCACAUCUAUGGCAAGAGCUACAGGAAGUGUGGGGUGAAAUGUCACCUGGGUACCUGGACAAACUGACAUCUAGAAUGCCAAGGAUCUGCAAAGCUGUCAUUGCUGCACGUGGAGGAUUUUUUGAUGGGAACUAUUUGAAGUAGUUUAAGUUUAUAUUUUUUUCAAUUUGUAAUAGUAAUUUUUCAUGUUAUUAAUGUCCUGACUAUACACUGUGAUCAGUUGAAUGCCACUCUGGUGAAUAAAAGUACCAAUUUCUUUCCAUAAGAGCAAAAUCUGUACAUUAUUCCAAACUUUUGGCUGCCAGUGUAUAUCAAAAACAAAUAAAAUUACCAUUAAAAAGAGUUUGAAUGUGAUGAUCGUCCACCUGUCAUCGAUUAAAUGAUUCUGAUUAAUCCCGAAUGAAGAUCAGCUGUUUCUGCAAGAUAUUCUUGGCAUUCUUUUGGUUGCAUCCGGUGCUUAGGCCACGAUCUGCAAAGAGUUUACAAAGCAUGAGCGGACUCUCAUUGUGAAAAGGUACAAAUGAGCAGAGAGAUACAAAAUUUCAAAGCAUUAGAUACUGUAUGCCAUGGAGCACUGUGAACGGCAUAAUCAAAAAGUGGAAAAAAUGGGCCACCACAGUGAUAUUCCCAAGAACCAAGCAUCUGUCCGUGUGUAACAAUGCCAUUCUUAAUAUACAAAUAUUUUAAAGGAAAUAAAUAUACAAUUCCUUUAUUAUAAUGCAGUUUUUAUGACUUUAUAUUAAUUGAGUCGUUAAAUGGUUUAUUUGUACUUUUAAUAAUUCAAUAAUCACACUUCAGGACCGUUGAGUAUUUACUAUUGACUAUUUUGGACUAUUGACUAUUUAAUAACUUUGAAGCUGAAUGGUGUUAAAAAUGUAAA